AUGAUAACAAAGUUUCAUACUGUUGCUUUGUUUGAUGAGAGAGAUAGCGACUCAUGGAAGGAUGCUUAUUUUGUCCUAGUCACCUUGAAAUGGCUAUUGGCUGUGGAGAAGAUUCCUGUAUCAUUUCUAUCUGAGGAGAAUUAUCUUGGUUCAUAUGUUUUUCCUUUGCUGGAAGAAACACGAGCAGAACUGGCUUCCAGUAUGGAAAUUCUAGACACAGCACCUUUUGCUGUUUUUAAAGAGUGUAAGAUCUAUGGAGAAUUACUAUACGAUGUCAAGGUUGAUUACUGGAGAAACACAUUUAAUGAUCGUGCUAAAGAGCCUUACAGAACGUUGCCUGGAGAUAUUUUUGUCAUCUCAGAUGUGAAACCUGAGACUAUUUCUGAUUUACAACGUUCGGGAAGGACCUGGACUUUUGCGUCAGUCACAUAUAUCACGGAGAAUGAGAAUGAAGAUGAUAGCACAAUUACUCAAUUUAGAAUCAAAGCAUCAAAAGACAUUGAAGUCAAAGAUGGGAUGCAGAAGUCCAUGUUCGUGGUUUUCUUGAGAAAUAUAACAAGAAGCAAAAGAAUAUGGAAUAUGUUGCACAAGUUGACAAAUAUGAAGAUUAUCAAGAAAAUCCUGUGCACUGAUUCCAUGGUUGAGGAAACUUGUGAUCGUUGUUCUGGACAUAAUAAUAGCCAAUUAGCUGAAAGAUUCAGUAUGAGACUUUUGUCCAAGCUGAAUGAACCCCAUACCGAGGCAAUCUUGGCUUCUCUCCAUAAAAUGGAAUGUAACCACAAGACUUAUGUGAAACUUAUAUGGGGCCCACCUGGAACAGGGAAAACUAUGACUGUCAGUGUGAUGCUGUUUAGCCUCUUAAGUCUGAACUGCCACAGGAUCCUUACUUGUGCCCCAACAAGUGUAGCAAUAAAGGAAGUAGCCUCUCGGGUGCUAAAGAUGGUUAAAGAAUCAUUUGAAGCUGAAUCUAGAGGGGAUUAUUUGUUUUGUCCAUUGGGGGAUAUUUUAUUACUUGGGAAUGAGGACCGGCUGAAAAUUGGGGGAUCAGACAUUAAGGAUAUCUAUCUGGAUUAUCGUGUUAAAAGGCUUGAAGAGUGCUUAGGAAUCUGCGAAGAAGGUUGGAAGCACUGUUUAGAUUCCAUGAUAGAUUUUCUUGAAAACUGUGUUUCUCAAUACCAUAUUUUUGUGGAAAAUGAAUUGAUCAAGGCAAAAGAACUCUGCAAAGAAGGUGAACCUACAGAGGUGGAAUUAAAAUCAUUUCUUGAGUUUGCAAGAGACCGAUUCAAAUCUACUGCAUCACCACUCAGGAGUUGUUUAUUUAUAAUCUGUACCCAUUUACCAAAGCAUUACAUUCCAGAACAUAAUUUUCAAAACAUUGUAUCUGUUUUUAAUUUACUUGAUUCGUUGGAAAAGUUGUUUCAAGAAAAUGUGGAUUCUGAAGAAUUGGAGGAGAUUCUUUCACGUCAGGAAACUGUUGAAGACACUUCUGAGUCUCUUGUGGAUCCAUCAUUACUGCUGCUGAGCAGGAAACAAAGCAAGUGUCUUUCUGUUUUGAGAACUCUUCAGCUUUCUCUUGAGGAACUUAAUCUUCCAAGUGUUACGAUCAGAGAUUCAAUAAUGGAAUUUUGUUUUCAAAGAGCUUCCUUAAUUUUCUGCACUACUUCCAGUUCAUAUAAGCUUCAUUGGGUGAAAAUGGAACCACUGACCUUGCUUGUUAUUGAUGAAGCUGCCCAGUUGAAGGAGUGUGAAUCAACCAUACCCCUUCAACUUCCGGGUAUGAGGCAUGCUAUUCUCAUUGGUGAUGAGCGCCAAUUACCAGCAAUGGUCAUGAGUGAAGUUUCUGGUCAUGCUGGUUUUGGAAGAAGCUUAUUCGAAAGAUUGAGUUCAUCCAGACAUUCUAAGCAUCUGCUUAAUAUACAAUAUAGAAUGCAUCCGAAAAUUAGUUUCUUCCCUAAUUUAAAAUUUUAUCACAAAUCGAUCUUGGAUGCACCAAAUGUUAGCAGUAAAAGUUAUGAGAGACACUAUCUUCCAGGGCCAAUGUUUGGUCCUUACUCUUUCAUAAAUGUUAUUGGCGGAAAAGAAGAACUGGAUGAUGUUGGACAUAGCCGGAGAAAUAUGGUUGAGGUAGCUAUUAUUUUGAAGAUAGUGCAGAAUCUGUACAAAGCUUGGAAUGGCUCUGAAAAGAAGCUUAGCAUUGGUGUGGUGUCUCCCUACGCUGCUCAAGUUGUGGCCAUUCAAGAAAAACUUGGACGGAAGUAUGAGAACCUUGAUGGUUUCAUGGUGACGGUGAAGUCUAUUGAUGGGUUUCAGGGUGGAGAGGACGAUAUUGUAAUAAUGUCUACUGUAAGAACUAAUAAAGAAGGAUCCAUCGGGUUCUUAGCCAGCCGUCAAAGAACUAACGUUGCUUUGACAAGAGCUCGGCACUGUCUUUGGGUUCUUGGAAAUGAGAAAACCCUAUCCAAAAGUCGAUCAGUUUGGACAGAAUUAGUCCAAGAUGCUAAGUAUCGUCAAUGUUUCUUCAAUGCCGAUGAAGACAGGGAUAUGGCCAAAACCAUAUUAAAUGUGAAGAAAGAACUUGAUCAACUUGAUGAUUUGCUUAAUGAGGACAGUGUACUUUUCAAAAGUGCAAGGUGGCAGGUUCUUUUCAGUGAUCAAUUUAGAAAGUCAUUUGGAAAAUUGACGUCUGACCGUACAAAGAAGUCUGUGUUGAACCUUUUACUUAAGCUAUCUAGUGGUUGGCGACCUAAGAAAAGGAAUGUGGACUCUGUUUGUGAAAGCUCUUCACAGAUCGUUAAACAAUUCAAGGUUGAAGGGCUCUAUGCUGUAUGCACGAUUGACAUAGUGAAGAAAUCUAGGUACAUCCAAGUUUUGAAGGUUUGGGACAUAUUGCCUUUAGAGGGGAUCUCGCAAUUGGUGAAACGUCUUGAUAGCAUUUUUGCAAUGUACACAGAUGAUUUUAUCAAUUGCUGCAAGGAGAAAAGUCUUGAGGGGGACUUGGAAAUUCCAAAGAGUUGGGGUACCUCUUAUGAUGUUGUCCAGUUUAAGAAUAUUUGCAACAAUGAAUUUGGGAGUGAAUUAAGUGUUGCAGCAGUUGAUGGUAGAAGUUAUGUUGAGAAGUCAAAGGUUAGUGAAAGCUUGUUGCUGAUGAAAUUCUACUCAUUAUCAUCUGGAGUUGUGAGACACCUGCUUUCUGGCUUCGAUGGUGGGGAACUGGAUCUCCCCUUUGAAGUAACAGAUCAGGAGAUGGAAAUUAUUCUCUUUAGUAAAAGCAUCUUUAUAGUUGGACGGUCGGGCACCGGAAAAACUACUGUUUUGACCAUGAAAUUAUUUCGAAAGGAGCAACAACACCGUAUGGCUACAGAUGGAUUUUAUGUAGGUGAGAGCAGUACCACUAAGGGUUCGCGCCAUAUAAACGAGUUUAAUGAGUGCAUUGGAGAGACUAAGGGAACUGUCCUGCGGCAGCUAUUUGUUACAGUUAGUCCAAAAUUGUGUUAUGCUGUCAAACAACAUGUUUCACGGCUGAAAAGCUUCACCCAUGGUAGGAAUUUUCCAGCAGAAACCAGUUCAAUUGAUAUGGAUGAUAUGGAAGAAUUUAAAGAUAUCCCAGAUUCUUUUGUUGAAAUUCCUCCUAACAAAUAUCCUCUUGUCAUAACGUUUCAUAAGUUCUUAAUGAUGCUUGAUGGAACAUUGGGUAAUUCUUACUUUGAAAGAUUCAGUGAUGUAAGGGACUUUUCUCAUCACAAAACUGGAGCUUCAAGAUCAGUUGCAUUGCAAACUUUUACAAGGGUGAAGGAAGUUAACUAUGACAGGUUCUGUUCAGUUUACUGGCCCCAUUUCAAUACCAAGCUAAUAAAGAAUCUUGAUCCUGCUGUAGUGUUUACUGAAAUAAUUUCCAAUAUAAAAGGUGGCCUGCAAGCAGGGGGAACCCUUGAUGGUAAACUUGAAGACAUUUUCAAUGAGGAUCUGUACAAAAAUCAGGUGAAGGAGAUUCCUGUAUCAUUUCAGUCUGUGGAGCAUUAUCUUGGUUCAUAUGUUUUUCCUUUACUGGAAGAAACACGAGCAGAACUGGCUUCCAGUAUGGAAAUUCUAGACACAGCACCUUUUGCUGUUUUUAAAGAGUGUAAGAUCUAUGGAGAAUUACUAUACGAUGUCAAGGUUGAUUACUGGAGAAACACAUUUAAUGAUCGUGCUAAAGAGCCUUACAGAACGUUGCCUGGAGAUAUUUUUGUCAUCUCAGAUGUGAAACCUGAGACUAUUUCUGAUUUACAACGGGCGGGAAGGACCUGGACUUUUGCAUCAGUCACUAAUAUCACGGAGGAUGAGAAUGAAGAUGAUAGCACAACUACUCAUUUUAGAAUCAAAGCAUCAAAAGACAUUGAAGUUGGGAUGUGGAAGUCCAUGUUUGUGGUUUUCUUGAUGAAUAUAACAACAAGCAAAAGAAUAUGGAAUACGUUGCACAUGUUUACAAAUAUGAAGAUUAUCAAGAAAAUCCUGUGCUCUGAUUCUGUGGUAAGAAAUACAAUGGCAUUAUUGUUCCAUAAACACUGGAAUAUUCAGUUAAAUACAUGGUGGAAGUGA
Messenger RNA from Cornus florida, 4578 nucleotides. RefSeq lists its product as uncharacterized. The transcript has 10 exons. The record is from RefSeq and is a predicted model, not a curated record. Gene Ontology annotation, molecular function: helicase activity. Lineage: Eukaryota; Viridiplantae; Streptophyta; Magnoliopsida; Cornales; Cornaceae. The coding region runs from base 1 to 4578 and encodes 1525 amino acids.